Messenger RNA from Lytechinus variegatus (green sea urchin), 2339 nucleotides. Its product is annotated as sodium-coupled monocarboxylate transporter 1-like. Gene Ontology annotation, biological process: transmembrane transport; sodium ion transport. NCBI's taxonomy places the organism in Eukaryota, Metazoa, Echinodermata, Echinoidea, Temnopleuroida, Toxopneustidae. Gene Ontology annotation, molecular function: symporter activity. The transcript has 16 exons. The record is from RefSeq and is a predicted model, not a curated record. The coding region runs from base 277 to 2262 and encodes 661 amino acids. Gene Ontology annotation, cellular component: membrane.
GAACGAUUUGUUGGUUUCAUCGCUGGAGUAAUGAUUUCUUUCGAGUCAGUGUAACGCUUUUGGAUUUUCAAAAACGUCUUUUUUCGUUGUAGCAAGGAUUCUUUCGUUUAUAUUAUAACGCUAGAAACAAAACAUAAAAUUGCAUGGGAGUAACGAACAGCUAAUCGCGACCAAUCACUACUUGAUCGUCUUCGAGAGGGAAACAUUCAAAGAAACGGAAAUUUGCUGAGCAACGGUUUUAAUCACAGAAGCUAAAAUUACAGAAGAGCUAGAAAAAUGCCGGAGGAUGGUCAGAGCGAGCUCACUUUCCAGACCGCCGACUUCGUCGUCUGGUCGUUCAUUCUCGCCUCCUCCGUCGGCAUCGGGAUCUACUACGCCUGCACGGGCGGUCGCCAGCAGAGCACCGAGGAGUUCCUGGUCGGGAAUCGGAACAUGAACCCGAUCCCGGUGGCGAUGUCGCUGGCGGUGAGCUUCGUUUCGGCUGUCAUGUUCUUGGGUAUGACCUCGGAGGCGUACGGGAAUGGAGUGAUGGUUUGGCUCCAGGGAGUCGGGAUCUUCAUCUCCGCCGUCAUCAUCAGUAUCUCAUUCCUACCCAUCUUCCAUAGACUAAAUGUUACCAGUGCAAAUGAGUAUCUCGAGCGCCGUUUCAACCGAACGUGUCGUCUGCUAGGCUCGGUUAUACUCAUCUUUAAUAUGUUCGUGUACAUGGGUGUGGUACUGUAUGCACCGUCUCUGGCAUUAAACCAAGUGGCCGGAUUAAACGUGUGGGGGUCCGUACUGACCGUGGGGCUAGCAUGUACUUUCUACACGACUAUUGGUGGAUUAAAAGCUGUAAUUUGGACGGAUGUUUUUCAAAUGUGCAUCAUGAUUUCUGGUCUUUUAGCCGUCAUCAUCAAGGGAUCCAGCGACCUAGGCGGUUUCUCGAAUGUUCUCCGUAUCGUUGACGAAGGAAAUAGACUAGACCUAUUCGAAUUUAGCACCGAUGUUACAGUCCGUCAUACUUUCUGGGGUCCUUAUCAUCUCUCCCUCCCCCCUUCCUCUCUAUUUAGCACCAAUGUUACAGUUCGUCAUACAUUCUGGGGUCUCACUAUUGGAUCCUCCUUCAUGUUUCUCUCAAUCUUUGGGAUUAACCAGGCUCAAGUCCAACGAUAUGUUUCAUGUCACACAGUCAAGAUUGCACGCAUAUCUCUAGCCCUGGGGACCGCCAUCAUGUUGUUCCUAUUCAGCAGCGCCGUGACUGCAGGCCUGGUGAUGUACGCCUAUUACGCUGAUUGUGACCCAAUCUCGAGCGGCGCUGUGGCGAAAAGAGACCAGAUGAUGCCAUAUUUUACCCUAGAUCUAUUUCAGAAGUAUCCUGGUUUACCCGGUCUCUUUCUAUCGGCUGUUUUCAGUGCAUCAUUAAGCACAAUUUCAUCUGGAUUGAAUGCCGUGGCAGCUGUGACGACGGAAGACCUCAUCAAACCUAUAUGGCCGGGACUAAGCGAUGAGCGAUACACACAAUUAUCAAAACUAAUGGCUUUGUCUUAUGGAAUUCUUACAAUUGGCUUUGCAUUCAUCGCCUCUUUUCUUGGUGAUAUCCUUAGUACGGUGCUGAAUUUCUUUAGUAUGUUCGGCGGUCCCACCCUAGGACUAUUCAGUGUUGGAAUGUUCUUCCCAUGGACAAAUUCAAAGGGGGCCUUUUGCGGAACUCUAAUCGGGCUGGUGUUCUCUUUCUGGAUUGGAAUAGGGGCACAGGUGUACCCCUCCCCUUACCCCGCCCCUCCUUUCUCGACUUCUGGGUGUGUCUUGUAUAAUGACACAUCAGAUCUCUACAACUCUAAUGACCUUGUGUCCAAUUUCACCAAGCCGACGCUAGAUGGCGCUACUACAGUCGAGUUGGCGGUGACAUCAGAAUAUCCCGCUCUAUCAGUUGACGAGAGACCUGCAAUUGCAGCUCUUUACAAGCUCGCCUAUACAUGGUAUGCCUCCGCAUCCUGGCUGGUUACUGUCUUUGCAGCUCUCCUCAUUAGCUUCCUAACAGGUGCUACGGACCCAAAGGAUAUUGAUCCUCGUUUGAUUUGCCCAGUGGUUGAUGUGAUGUACUGCUGCUUGCCCGAGAAGUGGAAGGUUCCAUUACGAUGUGGGGUGGGCGCGGACUUUAUCAAGGAAAUUGAGUACGAUGGCGUGAUCGAGAAAGAAACGAAAGCUAACCAGAACCUUGUAAAAAAUGGGAUACAGGUCGACCGAAAGCCCGAAGACGAGAUCAUCGAGGAGAUCGUGUAGAUGAAAAUGCGAUGUGCAAAUAUGUGACAUAGCGCCCCCUCUCGAUAUAGUUCAGGAUACUGAAACUACAUUGAUAU